AAUUUGUUCUUAAGUGACUUGCCUAGUUAAAUAAAGGUUAAAGAAAAAAUGUUGAACUAUAGUUGAUAUAACUGUAUUUGCUUUCCAAAUUCAGGUCUGAACAUUUUCAUUAUAUAUUUAAAAAAUACUCAUUUUAAAAAUCUUAUUGUUGUGAAUUUAUAUGUACAUUUGUCAUUUGUAUUGCAGCGCUUAAAUCAUUGCAGCUUCCUUCUUGCCUGGUAUGGAUUGUUGUUACUUUUUAUGAUCACUUUAUAAACAAUCCAUACCAAGCAAGAAGAAAGUUUCAUAAAAGAAGCCGACCAUAAACACACCAGACAUGUUACAUCAUUUCAAUGCCAAUCCUGGUCUAACAGUGGAAACGGUUGGUCCCAAGAAAGCACAAAUCACUCAUUUCCAUUAGACAGUUACAUAGAUUAUCUCAUUGGCAAAGGAAACUCUAGUUGAAAGCCAUCCAUAUUUUGAGAGGUCAGCUCUGCAUAUUUUGAGAGGUCCGCUCAACACAACUCACAAGUGCUACUCCAACAGUCAGAGAUCAAGGUUUACUACCCAAAAUAGACUGUGAAAAUCCAAUUAAUGGCUUGAUCCACUGUAGCCUAAGCAACACACGCUUUAGGUUAGCAUGUCUGUUUUAAUCAACAGAGGAGUAUAUUGCAAGUAUGAACUUUUUUCACAUGCUGGAUAAGUACAGUAUACGCAAGAACAAAUCAAAACCUGGAUAUGUUAUGUUUUUGUCACAAUCUUAUCAAAAGGAAUGACAUUGUCCCAAUAAUGCCUCAACCUGGGGACCUGAUUGAGAUAUUCCGGGGGACCUAUCAGCACUGGGCCUUGUAUGUUGGAGAAGGCUACAUCGUCCACCUCUGUCCCCCCACUGAGGCAGCUGGGGCUGGUGCCUACAGCCUAGUGUCUGUGUUGUGUGAUACAGCCGUUGUGACCAAGGAGAGCCUGGAGGAGAUAGUGGGGAAGGACAGGUUCCUUGUCAACAACCUGCUGGAUGGCAAACACAAACCCCGGAGUGUUUAUGACAUACUGAGGGAUGCCCGCAGCCUGCUGGGCCUGGAGAUGCCUUACUGCAUCCUGAGGGGAAACUGUGAACACUUUGUCACAGAGCUGAGAUAUGGGAAGGGAGAGUCCCGGCAGGUAUAUUAUGCUCUGGGCGUAGGUGUUAGAGCAGUGGCGAUUGGCAUGAAGGCCUUGAAUGCAGUGUCAAACAUCUCUUGUGUGAAGUCAAAACAAAAGCGGAUACUCCUUUGAACCUUCGAGUCACCUUCCUCCGUCUACCUCUGGGGUGAAUGCGGAGACAGCGGAACAAUUUUUUUUGACAGGGGGUAUAAUUCCUGACAUUUGGUAGGCUAUUUGUAAGUCAAUUAGUCUAAAAUUAGACACAUGCAUUUUCUUUUCUGUCCUUCGCCUACUAGUUGCCCCCUAGGACAGGGUUUCCCAAACUUGGUCCUGGGGCCUCCCCUGGGUGCACAUUUUGUUUUUUGCCCUAACACUACACAGCUGAUUCAAACAAUCAAAGCUGGAUUAUGGAUUGAUUAUUUAACGGGGGGGGGGCACCAGGACCACAUUUGGGAAACCCUGCUCACCAGGAUAAUGUCAUACAUUUAUAGAAUUAAUGUAUACAUUUCUAGUUGACAGUGUGCCUCUUGUGAAAGAUAAAAUAUUGUACUUGCUAAUUGGCCCUCUAGGAAAACUACAGCUUUUCAGAACAAUAAGGAGAUUGAGUGCCUAUCUUGUUGUCCUACGUAUUGUUACAGACAGUGCGUAGGCCUAAAUAUGUGGUGUGAUUCCAUGCAUGAUUGUUGACAGAUUGUACAUGAUGAAUUUCUUAAUGUUUGUUUUAUUGACACAUGAAAUGGUAGCUUUUUGUCUAAUCACAUUAAACCGUAUGAUGGUGAAUCAAAUGUCAUUUUCAUUCUUCUG
Oncorhynchus gorbuscha (pink salmon) is the source of this 1923-nucleotide messenger RNA. RefSeq names its product phospholipase A and acyltransferase 3-like. NCBI's taxonomy places the organism in Eukaryota, Metazoa, Chordata, Actinopteri, Salmoniformes, Salmonidae. Gene Ontology annotation, molecular function: A2-type glycerophospholipase activity; glycerophospholipid phospholipase A1 activity. The coding region runs from base 718 to 1251 and encodes 177 amino acids. Gene Ontology annotation, cellular component: cytoplasm. Gene Ontology annotation, biological process: N-acylphosphatidylethanolamine metabolic process. The transcript has 4 exons. The record is from RefSeq and is a predicted model, not a curated record.